UCUUCUUUUGCUUCUUUUUAGCUGUUUCUGAGUUUGUUUGUUUUUUUGGCUUCUUUAGAAAGAUUUACUAUACAGAGUAGAAUCUGGCAAUACUAGGUCUAGACACUACACACUUAGCUGCUCCAGGUGUGCAAACAGUAGUGUGUUUGGCGGGAAUUAACCUAGAUCUAUAUUUCUGUUUAUUUGGAUUAUUUGUGUUUAGUUUCUUCACACGUUUGUACCAAAACCGGAACUCAUCAUGCAUCUGUUACCUGCCUCUUUGUUUCCCUGUUCUGUGUUAUCGAGUACAGCGGCAUUCUGAUUCUUGUACUGCAUUUUCAACUAGUGAAUAGUUUGUGUAGAUCAGUUAAAAAAACUUUCAUAACUUAAUUUAUCAAGGAAGUUUGCCAACUCUCUAGUUAAAAUGUCGGAGGCAGUGCAGCUCAAGAAGCAGAUUACACUUUUCCAGGGUGUUGCAAUUAUUGUGGGAAUUAUAAUUGGCUCUGGCAUCUUUGUGUCUCCUGUUGGUAUUCUUAUGCACUCUAAGUCCAUAGGACUCUCCAUGAUAAUGUGGGCCAUUUGUGGCGUUUUUAACACACUCUGUGCCCUGUGUUAUGCCGAGCUGGGUGCCUCCAUGCCCCAGUCUGGAGGAGAGUACAUCUACAUACAGCGCGCAUUUGGGGAUUACUUAUCGUUUGUAGUUUUGUGGAUCAACUUUGUCCUGAUCUGUCCAGUGGGCAUCGCAGCGCUGAGCUUGAUUGCUUCCCUCUAUAUCCUGCAGCCUAUAUUUCCAGACUGUCCAGUUCCACACAUGGCUGAGAGAUUCAUUGCUAUCUGCUUAGUGUGGCUUCUGAUAGCCAUCAAUAGUCGUAAUGUCAAAUGGGCAACUCGAGUUCAGGUGGUCAUCACAGCUUCCAAAUUGGUUGCCCUGGCAUUGAUUAUCGUAAUAGGCAUGGUCUACCUAGGCAAAGGUGACAGGGAGAGCUUUGAGGAUACAUUUGAAGACAGUGAGUAUAGUGCUGGUGCUAUUGCUCUCUCUUUCUACUCAGGCUUUUGGGCCUACAGUGGUUGGAGUUACCUUAACUUUUUGACAGAAGAGCUGGUUAAUCCUAACAGGAAUCUGCCUCUGGCUAUCAUGAUCUCCAUGAUCACUGUCAUCUGUGUGUACCUGGUCACAAACAUUGCUUACCUGGCUGUCCUCAGCCCGUCGCAAAUGUUGCAGUCAACAGCUGUUGCUGUGACUUUUGCUGAACAUACUAUGGGUGUGAUGCAGUGGUUGAUGCCUAUACUUAUAGCUAUAUCAGUUUGUGGAACCAUGAAUGGUACAGCUCUCUCCAUGUCAAGGUUGUUUUUUAUCGGUGCUAAGAACAACCACAUGCCAAUGUUCAUGUCAAUGAUACAGCACAAAUUUUUAACACCCGCCACGUCCCUCUUUAUCAUACUUGUCUUAGUUUUAUGUUUCCAGUCAUCCAAUGACAUUUGGUUCCUGAUAGAAAUGGAAGGGUUCGGCUUUGCAACAGUUCUUACUCUGGUGUUUGCGGGUCAAGUGUAUCUGAGAUACAAAGAACCCAAUUUACCCCGGCCCAUCAAGGUACCGAUAGCACUUCCGGCUAUCCUUGGUUUAGUCAGUUUUGCUUUGGUUUUAUUAACUUUCUACCAGAAGUUUAUUGAGAGUAUGUUGGCUCUGGGAUUAGUCGGGGCUGGCUCAGUGCUGUACAUCAUUGGCAACCGAUGGACCAACAAACCUGCCUCUAUACAGUCUAAAAUUACAUUCAUAAACAUUUUUUUCCAGAAAUUAUUUUUGGUUGUUCCUCAAGAAAGUGAAAAAGAUCUCAAUUGGGAUUAAGAGAUUCUAUUUCAUCGAACAAGUUCAUCACCCUAUGAGUGAUCAGUGAAAAAAGAAAUGUUCGUGUGGAAGACUUGCUUCUGGUCUAAGAUUGUGAGAUUAUUAUGCAUUUAUAAAUCCUACAUUUUCAGAAGAUUUGUUUUCAGCUGAGGUUUUCAUUUCGCUUGUGAUACUUUACUGCUGUAGGGGGGGGGGGUAUCCCAAUUCCAUUGUACUUCACAAUCACAUCGACACUACUUUGCCCUUAUGGAUUUGCCACGCCCUGUGUCUCUAAGAAACAAAUAAAGGUUUCUUCUAAACAGGUCUAUUGUACUGUGCACGCUUAAUUUGUGUGUGUAUAUUAAUAGGGUAAAUUUUAGAUAUAAAUAUUUUUUGUUGUGAAGAAAAAAAAUUGUCCAUCUUACUGCUGUAAAAUGUUUGUAAAAUGUUUUACAUGUUUCGGAUGUUCCUUCAGAGUUGAAGAUAGUUUACUUCCUAGUCCAAACCUCCCGCAGGACAACGGGGGGUGGGAGCGGGCAGGAUUUGAACCCUCGACCAUCGAUAAAUCCGAACAACAGUCCAGCGCGCAAACCGCACGACCAGGAAGCCAUGCUGUUUGAAAUAUUCAGGGCAGAUUCCUAAUGGGCUGAUUUUAUAAACGAAGAAAAAAUGUGAACAUAUUGCUGAAGGCUCCAGACAUUUUCUCUUGUCAGACAAUGACAAGAAAGUAUUAAUGACAUUGAUUAGAAUACUAUGACAGUCAUCAAAUUAAUAAAAUAGUAGAACAAAGGAAUAAUUUAAAGAACAUAUUUAACUAUGUCUAAAUGUGCUCCAUGCCCCAGGGCUUCAAAAUGUCUUUUUUUUUCCUUUUUUUAAAUUAACUCAUUAGCAUAAAGUUUUUAAACUCAUCACUUAAGCUGCUAUACUAUAUAAGCCAAUGUCAUUUGUGUGGUAGCAUUACAAUUUACUUUUAUUUUACAAAGGAAUGAAUGAGUUAACAAGUGACUAUUUGUAAUGACUUACCAAUCUUGUUUUAAAGACAUAGGCAUUUACAUAGCCAUGGCUGACAGUAUUAUAAUCUAUUGUAAGUGCCUGAUAUAUUGCGUUACUUUACUCUUAAGUUAUAUCCGUUUAUAUUCUUUGGAAAUACAAUGUACAUGCUCUGAAAGUCAGAAUUUUAAGCCAACUGUUUUAUUUGUAUAUUUCUUACCACACAAACAGCCAUUCCAGUUCAGCUAUUGCUGACUGCCUGUGUCCACACUUACGAUAUUAAAACACUCUCCAGGUAGAGAUGACACUUUAGCAACAACAAAACAUUGACUCCACAAAAAAUACUAUGUUAUAUUCAGUUUUGACAUGUAAUAACGUUUUUUUUUUAAAAUUUAUUUUAAUCUUCAUUUUGCAUAUCAGUCUCUGACAUAAUUCAUUGAAUUUUUUUUUAACUGACAUACAUAUGAUUUCAAAUCUUGUGUUUUUUUGUUUGUUUUUCAAUUAAGAUUAAUAUCAGAUUUAAAUGUAUCACUUGAAAUUUAAGUGCAGAAUAUAAUUGACAUUUUUUUUUAUUAACAAAGAGAUAUAUUUGUAAUUUAGAAUUUCAUUUUGUGUUCACUUGAAAGAUAGACUAUUUUAAUAGCAGUACUAUGUACAUUCCAUAUCUUGAUCAUUAUCACUUUACUAUUUGUGCUUAAAAAAAAAAAGGGCUUUCAAUGUCUCAUCAUGGCAAAAAGGCCUACACAUGUGCUAGAGGCUAUAUGAUGUGCUGUCCUCAAGUGUGAGCGCCAUUGUUUAUUGUGUGAAGUGAUCUUCUGAUUGGUAUACUAUUGAGUAAGAGAACAUUUGUAUUUGACCACCAGAAGUAAUGCAGUAAUAUCAGCUUCAUUCACAAAUAUUGGUUUCAUGGUUAAUAAUGUUAUUGAUUAGUUAAUUGAGACAUAAUAAACCUGAAAUCUAUCAUGCUGAUAAUCCUUAUCAUAAUACUUAAGAGAAUGUAUCUGAAAAUCUGUAUUUGGUUAAUGAUUCUCAGUGGUACAGCAUUCCUUGGUUUGUUCUUUUGUUGUUGUUUUUUUUUAUUGCUGCCAGUGUGUUUAGAUUCUCUCCUUGCUUACACUUGUAUUUCUUUUGUUCAACUCUCAAUUCCCCUCCCACCAUUCUCAUAGUAUCCCCUUGUACCUAUUAUUAUUGUUUGUGGCAGUGUUAUGCUGUUAGUUAUGAUUUUGUGAUAAACCUCUUUAUCAAUGCAAUGAAUAACAGUGACAUAUUGCAUGCCAGUGUUUCUCAAUAGUGCACAACUUGGUCAGUGAUUCCAGACUAGGAAACCUUCUUUCUUCAAAUAUCCCAUGAUUGUGAUGUGUUUUGUUUGUCAUGUUUCUUUAAAUAUCCCAUGAUUGUGAUGUGUUUUUUUUUGUCAUGUUUCUUCAAAUAUCCCAUGAUUGUGAUGUGUUUUGUUAUUCAUGUUUCUUCAAAUAUCCCAUGAUUGUGAUGUGUUUUGUUUGUCAUGUUUCUUCAAAUAUCCCAUGAUUGUGAUGUGUUUUGUUUGUCAUGUUUCUUCAAAUAUCCCAUGAUUGUGAUGUGUUUUGUUUGUCUUCAAUUUCUUAUGCAUGUUUUUUUUUUAAUUGACUUUUGAAAGAUAAAACCAAUUAUGAAAGCAUCCCUUAACUUUAAAAAAAAAAUUUACACAUACUAAGCCAAGCAAGGACCAAGUUUUGUAUUAUUUUUUUAUUUUCAUAAAGGACUUGACAGUAAAACUAAUAAAUGAGUUUUGACAAUUUUAAAGUUUGACAUUUAUAGAAACUGUGGGUAGACAAAUCAUAACAUUCAUCUCUCAAACCUGAAUUUAAAAAAAAAUCUUUAUUUUUUUAUAUGCAUAAUUUUUUUUAGAGCAAAUCAGUAAAUAAAGCUUGUCAUUGUGCUGGCCUCACAAAGCUCUUAUACAUUGUUGGUUACUUAAUUAGAUUACUCAUUGUUUGACCUAAGAUUUCUCACCCACAUGUCUGAUAUUGAACUUAGCAACAUGACCUAUAUACAUAUUUUAAGAGUUCUUAACUGUUCUAUGUUUAUUGUAUCAAAACAAAAUUAUAUAUAAGAAGGUAACCUACCCAUAAAGAAUUGUUUUACAAAAACAUUGGUAUACCAGGUACUUCCACUUACAUAUUCAAAGUGAUUCUUUAUUACAUUUUGUUAAUGAUUAUUUUCAUUGCAUAUGUAUAAAAGUGUGAUUUGAGAUAUGUCUUGUACAAGAUACUUGCAUAGAGUCAUUUACUUAUCAAGUGGUCAACGGUAAACAUUUGUGAUGUAAUUUGUAUUGAGUUGUGGUGUUACCACAUAUAUCUUACAACCUAUUCCCUUGUUACUGUUUUAUUUUAUUCAUUAAAUAUAAACAAAUAUGUGUAUGAGAAUGGAAAUAACUGCCAUUAUAUGGUUUUGUUCAAUGUCUUUAUUGUAUUUGUCUCCCUUGUGACACUACUUACAUGAAUUUAUUGAUACACGAUUUCACUUUGUGAACAUUUAUUUUUACCUUUGCUUCAGUUUACCACAACGCAUGCAGCUGGAAAUUAUUUUUUAGUUUUGCUUGACUAGAUUUUCAUUUUAGAGUGUGUGGUAUACAAGAAAUUGUGUGGUACAGUAUGGUGAGUGCGGGCUAUAUUUGUGUUCAUGUAUUUGAGAUCUAUCAAUUGUAAGACUUUGUUUUAGAAUAUGUUUAUGCAGGUGUAACUGACCAGAUUUUUAGUGGUUUGAUUGUUUUUAAUUCUUUUAUUUGGCUUGCCUGUAUAAAGUAUACAUUUUAUGCAAUUGGUGAACUAGGUUUAAAUUAAAUAAAAUUUUGCCAUUUAAAAUUAUUAAA
Molecule: messenger RNA, 5645 nt
Organism: Biomphalaria glabrata
Lineage: Eukaryota; Metazoa; Mollusca; Gastropoda; Planorbidae
Product: large neutral amino acids transporter small subunit 1-like
Exons: 11
Coding region: 404-1825 (473 amino acids)
Biological process (GO): amino acid transmembrane transport
Cellular component (GO): membrane
Molecular function (GO): L-amino acid transmembrane transporter activity
Source: RefSeq, a predicted model, not a curated record